Molecule: messenger RNA, 1339 nt
Organism: Perkinsus marinus ATCC 50983
Lineage: Eukaryota; Perkinsozoa; Perkinsida; Perkinsidae
Product: glutamic acid-rich protein, putative
Exons: 12
Coding region: 31-1338 (435 amino acids)
Biological process (GO): mRNA cis splicing, via spliceosome
Cellular component (GO): U1 snRNP; U2-type prespliceosome
Molecular function (GO): RNA binding
Source: RefSeq, a predicted model, not a curated record
CCAGUUGCACCGUCACUUCUUGAACCUUGGAUGUCCGACAAGAAUGCUAAUUCUGCCUCGGAUAUGUCCGAGCAGGAACGGAAGGAGGCUUUCAACAGAAUGCUAGAGGAAUAUGAGAUUUCCUCCAAGAUGAAGUGGCACGAAGUUGAGAAAAUCAUCAAAGACGAUUGGCGCUUUGGACUAUGCAGAAACAACGGUCAGCGAAAGCAGUUCCUUUCCGAGUAUCAGAGCCGACGCGUUAAGUUUGAACAGACUGAGGGUCGUCAUCGAGAAAUGGCCGCGAAGAAAGAGUUCAGAGAGCAAUUGGAGCAGUGGCUGAAUGCACAGAAGGAGGAAGAGGCGGAGGCUCAGAAGAAGGAGGCCGAAGUCGUGAACACCGAAGUCCCUUCUAUUAUUGAUGUAGCGAAGAAACCAGAGGAGGACUCGUCAGCUGCUUUGAUGGAGGACGGCAGUCCUCUUACUUUCGAAAACGUCACGUUCCGAGAUCUGGCCUAUGCUUGGCGCAAGAAGGACUUCUGGAAGUUUGCUCAUGAAGAUGAUCUCGAUCAUAUAUUCCAAGACUUCAUGGACGAGAACGAGAAUAAGAUGCGAGACAUCAGCAGACGUGAUAGAAUUCGGAAGAUGGACAAGCUCUUCCUCGUGUACUCUAAGCAUCCUCAGGUCAAUAGACUAACCAAGUGGAAUGAUGUCUGCCACUUCAUGGCUGAGAAAUUUCCGGAGGAGUUCCGCAGUGUAGAGCCGCUGGAUAGACUGGCCGUCUGGGAGCGGUGGAUCAAGGAGGCCGAUGAGAAGUUCAAGGUCGAGAGGGAGAAGGCAAAGCGUCGGGCUGAACGCAAGCAUAGGGAUAAGUUCAGGGAGAUGCUGGUCCACGACUACAUGGAGCAAAUACACAAUGGUGUGUCAUGGUUCGAUCUCCAUAAGGAUAUUAAGGAUCGUGAGGCUUACAUUGAUCUUAUCGGCAGUCGGAACUCGAGCCAGCCCUAUGAUAUCUUCAACGACAUAUGCAAAGAAGUCCGUCGGGAGGCUCGGCAGAAGCGAGCACAGUUGGAGUUGGAGAAGGAGCGCCAGGCGAGAUCGGAGAGGCUCGAAUCCCAGAAUGAACAUGGACAUAAAAAGCCGAAAAAUGCUUUUGACGUGGCGGCUCCGAAGAAGAACGUCAGAGAGACGCCUUCUCCUGAGCCGAAAAAGUCUAAAGAUGAGCGGUCUUCAUCGGGGGAUAGACGCCGAGAGAGUACCUCGAAAAGUAGAGCUAAGAGGACUGAGUCCCCAGCGGAUGAUGUGUCGGAUAUAUCCGAUCGGAAAGGAGAAGAUAGCAGGAAGAGGCGAAGGGCGCGAUAGG